Messenger RNA from Tupaia belangeri chinensis (Chinese tree shrew), 3300 nucleotides. RefSeq names its product ANTXR cell adhesion molecule 2 (gene ANTXR2). Gene Ontology annotation, molecular function: transmembrane signaling receptor activity. Lineage: Eukaryota; Metazoa; Chordata; Mammalia; Scandentia; Tupaiidae. The record is from RefSeq and is a predicted model, not a curated record. The transcript has 17 exons. Gene Ontology annotation, cellular component: cell surface; plasma membrane. The coding region runs from base 187 to 1440 and encodes 417 amino acids.
UUCCCCGGGCUGUGGCUGCUGGCGCUCAGCGGUCCCUGGGGGCUGCUGCGGGCCCAGGAGCAGCCCUCCUGCAGAACAGCCUUUGAUCUCUACUUCGUCCUGGACAAGUCUGGGAGUGUGUCAAAUAACUGGAUUGAAAUUUACGAUUUUGUCCAGCAACUUACUUUGAGAUUUGUAAGCCCUGAAAUGAGAUUAUCUUUCAUUGUGUUUUCUUCUCAAGCAACCAUUAUUUUGCCAUUAACUGGAGACAGAGGCAAAAUUGCUGAAGGCUUGGAGGAUUUAAAACGUGUUAGUCCAGUAGGAGAGACAUAUAUCCAUGAAGGGUUGAAGCUGGCGAAUGAGCAAAUUCAGAAAGCAGGAGGCUUAAAAACCUCCAGUAUCAUAAUUGCUCUGACAGAUGGUAAGUUGGACGGUCUGGUGCCACAAUAUGCAGAGAAAGAGGUGAGUAUUGAACUGAAACAGCAAAAAUCCAGGUCACUCGGGGCUAGGGUUUAUUGUGUUGGUGUCCUUGAUUUUGAGCAAGCUCAGCUUGAAAGAAUUGCUGAUUCCAAGGAGCAAGUUUUCCCUGUCAAAGGUGGAUUUCAAGCUCUUAAAGGAAUAAUUAAUUCUAUACUAGCUCAGUCAUGUACCGAGAUCCUAGAACUGCGGCCCUCAAGUGUCUGCGUGGGGGAGGAAUUUCAAAUCGUUUUGAAUGGAAGAGGAUUCGCUCUGGGCAGUCGGAACGGCAGUGCCCUCUGUACCUACACUGUUAACGCAACCUACACCAAGAGUGUAAAGCCAGUAAGUGUACAGCUUAAUUCUAUGCUUUGUCCUGCACCUAUCCUGAAUACACCUGGAGAAACUCUUGAUGUUUCAGUGAGUUUUAAUGGAGGAAAAUCUGUCAUUUCCAGUUCAUUAAUAAUCACAGCUACAGAGUGUUCUAAUGGGAUCGCAGCCAUCAUUGCGAUCCUGGUGUUGCUGCUUCUCUUGGGCAUUGGUUUGAUGUGGUGGUUUUGGCCCCUUUGCUGCAAAGUGGUUAUCAAGGAUCCUCCUCCACCACCACCUCCUGCACCAAAAGAGGAGGAAGAAGAGCCUCUGCCUACCAAGAAAUGGCCAACUGUGGAUGCGUCCUACUAUGGUGGUCGAGGUGUUGGAGGGAUUAAAAGAAUGGAGGUUCGUUGGGGUGAUAAAGGAUCAACUGAAGAAGGUGCAAGACUGGAGAAAGCCAAAAAUGCUGUGGUGACCAUUCCUGAAGAAGCAGAGGAACCCGUCAGACCUAGACCACCUCGACCCAAACCCAUACACCAGCCUCCACAGACAAAAUGGUACACGCCAAUAAAGGGUCGUCUUGAUGCGCUCUGGGCUUUGUUGCGACGACAGUACGACAGGGUGUCCUUGAUGCGACCACAAGAAGGAGAUGAGGGCCGGUGCAUAAACUUUUCCCGAGUUCCAUCUCAGUAAAAUGAAGGCAGGAAGACCAAGAUGAUAUGAAGAUGGCACAUUUUCACAUACUGAUUUCCAACCAAAGGAGAAAAAUCAAGUGCACUUCAGAAGCUUUUGGAAGAGCAGAUCAAUUCCUCCCAAUCAGGAAAUGUUUUCUGUGCCUUCUGCUUUGCUCACACCAAAUAUUUUCAGACACUUGUCCUGCCACAUACAUGGAAGGUGAUGAUCCUCAUGGUAACUCAUGAUUCAUGGUAUUGAGAAUAAAGAGGAGCAUUCACACUGUGGCUUACACAAGAAAGUUGUUUGAGUAUGUAAAAGAGGAAAAAGCAACAACAACAUGAAGAUGAAAACAGAAACCACAAAACAACUAGCCACGAUGGGUCUUUCAUGGAGACAGAAGUUUUUCACAUGGAAAGAUGGCUCAUGUUUUUCAGUAUGGCAAGAUCUCUAGCCAUUGGCAGAGUAUGAAACUUCCUACCAGGAGAAGUAAAUAAAGGAGUCCAUUGCCUUAGAGCUAUGUCAGAUCACAAAAUCCUUCCAAGUCCCCUAUCACGCUGUGCCUUACGGGAAGUUUCUGACUGGAAAAUCUUGUCAUUCUAACACUGAAAAGUGCACACGCAUGACAAAAUGUAGACAGGUUGCCUCAAGGUAUUGGUAGCAAGCAAGAUUUUGCCCUUUAGUUUUUGAAGACACCUUUCUUUCAUUAUGCACUCGGGACAAGAAAAUUAAUGGAGCGUUAUUCCACAGGAAGACAGCCUCUAGCCAGAGAUCUUGAGUGGUGUGUAAGGGACUUUGAUGUGAAAACUUGUCCCUAUGACUGGUAGAUUUCCUCCUUUUUAUAUGUUUAGGAUUUAGUAGUGCAUAAAGCAUUAAUAUCUGUAAACAUACCUAGGAGUUUGUUUUGCUUUUAAUUUAAAGGAAGCGGUAACCACGAUGCUUCCGCUCAGGGUUUUUUCUUCCUUCACGUCUCCAAGGGCUCUUCAGCGUCACAAGCCAGCAACUCUCUUUGCAUGAAAAUUUCAAAGUUUAAUUAAUAUAAUUAAAGGCAACAGCAAGCAGCAGCCUGUGAAGAUUUUGCUCAUCUUUUUUAUGCCUUUUGACAUUGAAUGACCUAUUACUAUAUGCGCAUUACUUGGAUUUUGAGGGGCGCUCUACCUUGGUUAUGAUUCACUAGAAGAAAAAGACCUUCUUUCUCCAGUUUAUAAAUUGAAUUUUCAGGAGGGUCGCCAUCACAAAACAUUGAUGAUGUAUGUAUUAUAAUUUUUUAGAAAAACCAUCGUGUCACGUUGACGAUGCCAAAUUAUGUUAGCGUGAGCGGAAACACUGUGGGGGAGGAAGGAGGCAGCAGCUGAAGAAAAAAGCUCAAAUGAUCUAGUCACUUUCGAUACUGUACUUCAGAUGCGAAAUGGAUAUUCGACUCGAAACCUGACAAAGCGCGCCUGCUUUGAUGUGAACUGGUAUAGACAAUGACCAGUGGCUGGGUCAGUGGGAUGUCUCUCUGCGAGCACAAAGGCUUAUCAAAUGACACUAAAAAUAAGUUCAACAACCAUCACGUUGGAAGGGAGAAGGCGAACAUUUCAUGUUUGGCGGGCAUGUGAGUGCACAAGAUGGAAAGAGCGAUUUGGAGCAUCCUGGUGUAAUUACCCCCAUUGUGCUCUUCGUGGAGAUUUUAAAGAAUGGAAGAGAUUCUGUUGGUUGGUGUCCAGGUUUGUGGCAUUGCUCCAAGAAGCCUUAUGCACACACACAAAUAUAUAUGUAGAUAUAUACACACAUAUGUAUCCUCUAGCUUGAAUCUUUUGCUCAAGUUUAUUUAUGUCACUGGCUGGCUGGAUCCAAAGUCAUGUGUUCACAUAUUCAUAAAUAAAAUUUUUACCUGUG